AUGCAUUUCGCUACUAUUGCUGCCUCCAUUCUUGCUCUUGCGGCGAGCGGCUCCGCUGCACCCUCCCCCGCUUCCCCCGCAAAUACUCGUUAUGUACAGCUCCGUCUUUUUGGUGCGCCCGGAUGUUUUGCGGAGAACAUGGGCGAGCUCGGUGUUUAUGGAGAUGCUGUCAACGCAUGCCAAACUUUGAGCGAUAGCACGAUCGAGUCUGUGAGCUUUGAGUACGCCAUCAAUAACUGCACGGUCAGCGUUUAUAGCGACGAUGCCUGCCAGCAGGAUCGCCUUGAUAUUCCAGUGGGUACUUGCGGUGGGGGUGAUGGGGAGUACCAAAGCUACUAUGCGUCUUGCAGUCACCUUGAGCCCAUUUCUUGA
Messenger RNA from Penicillium angulare, 372 nucleotides. RefSeq lists its product as uncharacterized. NCBI's taxonomy places the organism in Eukaryota, Fungi, Ascomycota, Eurotiomycetes, Eurotiales, Aspergillaceae. The record is from RefSeq and is a predicted model, not a curated record. Bases 1 to 372 code for a protein of 123 amino acids. The transcript is spliced from 2 exons.